Stylonychia lemnae is the source of this 474-nucleotide messenger RNA. The record is from the annotation of a GenBank genome assembly. NCBI's taxonomy places the organism in Eukaryota, Ciliophora, Spirotrichea, Sporadotrichida, Oxytrichidae.
AUGGUUGAUUGGACAGAAUACUUCUCAACUCAUUUGUCUCGAUUAUUUCCUGGAAAUCUUAGACUUAAUCCUAUCUUUGGUGAAACAUUAAGAGAAGAUCCGUAUUACCGAGCUUCAUCAAAGCUAAAAUUCUAAUGUUAAGAGUGCUAAAAUUAAUGGACAACAGCUCAGGGAACUGUAAAGUUUGUUUAUCACAGACAAAGAAGAAAUAAUCUGCUUUUUAUUGAAGUAUUUAUCUAUCAGCAGAAAUGCAAAAGAUGUGAUAGCUGGGCUUGGCUUAGCACCUAUAUUGAUGAAGAGAGGCGAUUAUCUAAAAUGUUCUUUGGGUUUAUUAAAUAAUUGCUUGAUAGAAGAUUUCGCAAUAAAGAAAGACCUCAAAGAGAAAGCAGUGCUGUCACCAAUCAUCUGACAGAGCUUUGUGCUGCAUGCACAGAAGGUUGCUGUGUACACAUUCCAAGGAGAGGAAGAAGAUGA